AUGGAUGUUUUAAAGUUUAUAGGAGGCAUUAAUAAUGAUUAUGAGAAAAACGGAAAAAACGAAGAAACCGAAACAGGUGAAUAUAAUAAAUUAGUAAACCAAGAAAUGGAGAAAACAAAAUAUGUUAGCAAUAAUUAUAAAAUUCAUUGGAGGGAAAGAAACCGAAUUGAAAAACUUGAUGCAAAAGAAAAAGAUUUAGAAAAAGAAUUUUAUAAAAGAGAAAAAGAAUGGCUAGAAUUAGAAGAACAAAUUAAAAAAGAUACAUACAAAGAAUGGAAUAAGUUUAUGCAAAUAAAAAAAAAAGAUAUUGCUAAGCUUAUCGAAUUAGACUUAAAAGGAGAAAAUGAAGAUUCAAGUAUGUCAAGUUCAAAAAGAAGAGAAAGCAGGAGAUCAAAGAGAGCAAAAGAAAAAAAAUUAGAUGAACAAGAUAGAUUAGAUGAAGUAAAAGAAUUGGAAGAAGCACAAAAAAAAGGAGAACAAAUAAAGGAUAUUGAUAUAACAAUGAAAGAAAAAGAAGAAACAGUAGAAAAAAACGACAAACAAAAUAGUGAUAAUACCGCUCAAGUUAAGGCAAAAAAAGGUGGCUUUUUCGCUACUGCUUUUUCAUAUGUAUUUGAUAAUAGUAAAGAUAAACAAGAUGACAAUGCCACGGAUUAUUCUGAAAAGGAAGAAAAUGAAAAUCAUGACACCAAACAGUUAAGCCAAAAUGAAGAUGAGAAAAAUGAAAAUUCUGAAGUCGAAAAGGAGAAUAAUGAAUCUAAUGAAGAUAAAGAAAACAAUACCAAUAAAAAAAAAGGUCCAAAAAGUAAGCGAAAAAUUGCAACUAGCGAAAAUGCACAAAAUGAAGAAGAAGAAGAAGAUAAUGGUAAAAAUAGUAAAAAAGUACGUGGUAGAAAUAAAAAAACAUCAAAGACAGAAGAUAAUGAAAAUGUAGAAGAUAUUGAAUCUCUAAAGAAUGACCCUAUAAUAGCAUAUGAACUAGAGACAGCAUUUCCGAAAAAAAGGAGAGGAAAAAAUGAUACAGCUAAAACAAUUGAUAUAAUUAAAAAAUCAGCAAAAAUAUUAGAAAAAAUACCUUCCGAAGAAGAAGAUAUUUUUAAUUACCCAAUCGAAUGGGAUAUAUUAAAAUCAAAAGAUAAUAUUAGUAUAAAAUUGAAACCAUGGAUAUAUAAAAAAAUAACAGAAUAUAUAGGGGCAGAUGAAAAAGAAGUGAUAGAAGAAAUAAGCAAUUUUUUUGUCGAACAAAUAUUAAAAGAAACUGCACCAAAAGAUAUGCUUUCCGAAGCGGAAAAGUUUUUAGAUUCAGAUGGAAAGAAAUUCAUUAUUAAUAUGUAUAGACUCAUUAUUUUUGAACAAUUAAAAAUACAAAAUAAUAUGUAA
Molecule: messenger RNA, 1380 nt
Organism: Plasmodium vinckei vinckei
Lineage: Eukaryota; Apicomplexa; Aconoidasida; Haemosporida; Plasmodiidae
Product: RNA-binding protein 25, putative
Exons: 1
Coding region: 1-1380 (459 amino acids)
Biological process (GO): mRNA processing
Source: RefSeq, a predicted model, not a curated record